Messenger RNA from Salvelinus namaycush (lake trout), 906 nucleotides. RefSeq names its product galactosylgalactosylxylosylprotein 3-beta-glucuronosyltransferase 2-like. NCBI's taxonomy places the organism in Eukaryota, Metazoa, Chordata, Actinopteri, Salmoniformes, Salmonidae. Gene Ontology annotation, biological process: chondroitin sulfate proteoglycan biosynthetic process; carbohydrate metabolic process. The transcript has 4 exons. Gene Ontology annotation, cellular component: Golgi membrane. Bases 1 to 906 code for a protein of 301 amino acids. The record is from RefSeq and is a predicted model, not a curated record. Gene Ontology annotation, molecular function: galactosylgalactosylxylosylprotein 3-beta-glucuronosyltransferase activity.
AUGAAAUCGCUCUUCUACAGCCGCUUCUUCAUUUUCCUGCCCUGGGUCCUCAUCGUCAUCAUCAUGAUCGAUAUUGACACCAAGAGGACACCCGUCCGAAGUCCAGUCCUGGGCCGCGCCGGGGGCGCACAGCGGCAUGACAGAAUCAGACUUCCUCGGGCCAAUCGCUCCGCUCUCCCAGUAAUCUACGCCAUCACCCCGACCUACAACCGGCCAGUCCAGAAAGCUGAACUUACCCGGCUCGCUAACACCUUCCGCCAGGUUCCUCGCUUCCACUGGAUCGUAGUGGAGGACUCGAGCGUGCGCACAGAGCUGGUGGCGCGCUUUCUCUCCCGCUCCGGGAUGCCAUACACACACUUGAACAUCUUUACGCCCCGCCGGUUCAAACGGACCGGGAUGCCUCGUGCUACUGAGCAGAGGAACACGGCUCUGUCGUGGCUACGGUCGCAUCGCUCGCGGAAGGACGUGGGGGUAGUAUUCUUCGCAGAUGAUGACAACACAUACAGUCUGGAACUGUUUGAAGAGAUGCGUUCAACACGGGGUGUGUCAGUGUGGCCGGUUGGGCUGGUCAGUGGGCGGCGGUACGAGCGUCCCAUAGUGGAGAAGGGCAAAGUGGUGGGCUGGUAUACUGGCUGGAGGCCCGACCGUCCCUUCGCCAUCGACAUGGCAGGUUUUGCAGUAAACCUCCAGGUGGUUCUGGGGAGCCCGCGGGCGCUGUUUAAGCGCAGGGGUUCCCAGCCCGGCAUGCAGGAGUCUGACUUCCUGAAGCAGAUCACAAAGGUGGGAGACCUGGAGCCGAAAGCCAACAACUGCACAAGGGUGUUGGUGUGGCACACUCGUACAGAGAAGGUGAAUCUGGGCAACGAGCCCAAACAUCGACAGGACAGUAUGGUCAUCGAGGUCUAA